This is a messenger RNA of Emys orbicularis (European pond turtle), 1902 nucleotides long. RefSeq names its product polypeptide N-acetylgalactosaminyltransferase 3 (gene GALNT3). Lineage: Eukaryota; Metazoa; Chordata; Testudines; Emydidae. The record is from RefSeq and is a predicted model, not a curated record. Bases 1 to 1902 code for a protein of 633 amino acids. Gene Ontology annotation, molecular function: polypeptide N-acetylgalactosaminyltransferase activity. The transcript is spliced from 10 exons. Gene Ontology annotation, biological process: protein O-linked glycosylation. Gene Ontology annotation, cellular component: Golgi apparatus.
AUGGCUCACAUAAGAAUACUAAGACGAUUGUUUAAGAAACUGUUUUCCCACUGGAAGCUUUGGAAGUUUAGCAUUGUUGUUUUUGUUUUUCUAGUAUUUUUGUUUUUGUUACAAAGAGAAGUAGGUGUUCAAGACGCUGAACAUGAACCAGGGAUUGAACCAAUUGUGGGAAAGAAAAGUGAUGUACUAGGUUUCAUGUUAAAUGCUGUGAACAAUAUUAAAGGUGCAAAGCCAAAAAUGCAGAUAAAAGCACCUGUUAGGCAAACCAAUAUUCCUGGAGAGAGACACUGUUUGCCAGGACAUUAUACACUAGGAGAACUGAAACCUUUCUUAGAGCGACCUCCUCAGGACCCCAAUGCCCCUGGAGCUUCUGGUAAAGCAUUCAAAGCUAUCAAUUUAAGCCCAGAAGAGGAGAAGGAGAAGGCGCAUGGGGAUGAAAAACACUGUUUUAAUGCUUUUGCAAGUGACAGAAUUUCUUUGCACCGGGAUCUUGGACCAGACACUCGACCUCCUGAAUGUAUUGAGCAAAAAUUUAAACGUUGCCCACCACUGCCUACUACAAGUAUCAUAAUAGUUUUUCACAAUGAAGCAUGGUCUACUCUGCUAAGAACUGUUCACAGUGUGAUGUAUACUUCCCCUGCCAUACUCCUAAAAGAAGUUAUUUUGGUGGAUGAUGCCAGUGUAGAUGAAUACUUGCAUGAUAAACUAGAUGAAUACGUGAAACAAUUUCAAAUAGUUAAGGUAGUCCGACAAAAGGAAAGAAAAGGUCUAAUCACUGCAAGAUUAUUAGGAGCUUCAGUAGCAACAGGAGAGACGCUCACUUUUUUGGAUGCACAUUGUGAAUGUUUUUAUGGCUGGUUAGAGCCAUUGUUGGCACGAAUAGCUGAGAACUACACUGCUGUUGUAAGCCCUGAUAUUGCAUCCAUAGAUCUUAAUACUUUUGAAUUCAGCAAGCCUUCUCCUUAUGGACAUAACCAUAACAGAGGAAAUUUUGACUGGAGUUUAUCAUUUGGAUGGGAAUCUCUUCCUGAACAUGAAAAUAAAAGAAGAAAAGAUGAAACCUAUCCAAUUAGAACACCUACUUUUGCUGGAGGUCUUUUUUCAAUAUCGAAAGACUAUUUUGAAUAUAUUGGAAGCUAUGAUGAAGAAAUGGAAAUAUGGGGAGGUGAAAAUAUAGAAAUGUCUUUCAGAGUAUGGCAAUGUGGUGGACAAUUGGAGAUCAUGCCUUGCUCUGUUGUUGGCCAUGUCUUUCGCAGCAAGAGCCCCCAUACUUUUCCAAAAGGCACUCAAGUGAUCACACGUAAUCAAGUUCGCCUUGCAGAAGUCUGGAUGGAUGAAUAUAAAGAAAUAUUUUACCGGAGAAACAUAGAAGCAGCAAAAAUUGUGAAACAAAGCACAUUUGGAGACAUCUCAAAAAGACUUCAUUUAAGGCAGCGGCUACAGUGUAAAAAUUUUACUUGGUAUCUAAAUAAUGUUUAUCCUGAGGCAUAUGUACCAGACCUGAAUCCUCCAUUAUCUGGAUUUUUAAAAAAUGUAGGUAGACGUCUAUGUCUAGAUGUUGGCGAAAAUAACCAUGGUGGCAAACCAUUGAUUAUGUAUACCUGUCAUGGACUUGGGGGAAACCAGUACUUUGAAUACUCUGAACACUCUGAGAUUCGACAUAACAUUCAGAAGGAGCUCUGUCUGUAUGCUUCUCAAGGACCAGUGCAGCUUCGGGUCUGUAACUACAAAGGUCAAAAAACAUUCACCCCUGGAGAAGAGAAGUGGGAACUUCGAAAGGAUCAACUGUUGUAUAAUGCAGCAUUAAAUACGUGCCUAACGGGAAACGGAGAACAUCCAAGUUUGGUAUCAUGUAAUCCAUCAGAUCUAUUCCAAAAAUGGGUUUUUGGCCAAAACAAUUAA